UUGAAAUUGUUAUCAGGGCAGAGCAAAGAAGGAGAGAUUUUCUGUUUUCAUUUUGUUUUAAAGCUACUGUACUACUAUUAAUUAGCCUUAACCUAUUUCUGGAUUGUUAAAAAUUUAUUUAAUCCUCUCAGUUUGGUAAAAUUUAGGGAUCAUGAAUCCCAUUUAGUUUGUCGUAAAGUGGGAUUUCUUUAGGUCAAGCAUAGACUGGGACAGGGAUACUAAAUUUAUAUUAAAAACCUUUGCCUGACUAAGACUAAUGUGAAUCUUUAAUAUGGUUCUUUGCCCAGGAUUAUUAUGAGUUGUCUAAAGAUAAUUUUAAUUUUAACCUUACAAGUAUUAUCGAUCGAGCAACUAAACGCCCAUGUACUACAUUCCGUCAGCGGAGAAGUGGUUGGUGGGAACUACACGUAUUACAGCUUGAUGUACAAAGGCCCCAUCACAUUAUAUUUGUACUCAAGCUUUGGUGAUGCAGAUCUCUAUGUGUCCCAAUUUGUGAAUAAACCAUCAUUUGAACCAGAUAAUUACUGUUUACAAUCUUCCACUUGUGGGCUGGAUGUUGUUCACAUACCAAAAAGCUUCAAAAGACCAGUUGGUAUAGCUGUUUACGGACAUCCGUCGUACGAAGUUAGCGAGUAUUACUUAGAAGUAGUUUACAGGCAAAACAAGGAUAUUUACGUUUUUGAAGAGGACGAGGAAGAUCAAGAAGGAUAUUUUGGACAGGAACAGAAAAUAGAUAGAGAAGAAGGUGAUCAAAUCACAGAAGAGGGAGAGCAGAAAGAAGAGGAGGAGGCAGGAAGUUUUCUAACUGCGCUUUUGUGGACAUUCCUUAACAUACUGGUAGAAGUCUUGUUUUUAUGACAGUGCAACCAUGUUGGAAUACGAAAACCAAAUGUUUUUGGACAUUCUGCACGAAGAUGGCUUACUCGUCGCAGCCAGAGGGCUGAGAAUGGAGACUGUGAUUAUGAACCUGAUGAAAGUCUACUGCGACCCCGGCAACUUGGUGUUGGUGUUGGGAGCUUCCCAGAGAGAAGAGGAGUUUUUUGUCACUGAGUUAGAGAAGCAAGGAGUUACGCCGCUGCCGAGAGUCAUUACCUCUGAAACCACCAAUACCGACAGAGAAAAGGUGUACCUGGAGGGGGGAGUGUUGAUGGUGUCUGCUCGCAUCCUGGUGGUGGACCUGUUGAGAGGAAGAGUUCCAGUAGCUCAUGUCACGGGGUUUGUUGUCCUGCGAGCCCACAAGAUACUGGAGUCUUGCCAAGAGGCGUUUGCGCUUAGACUGUACCGUCAGGAUAAUAAGACUGGAUUCAUAAAGGCGUUCUCCUCGUCCCCAGAGGCUUUCACUGUCGGGUUUGCCAAAGUCGACCGAAUUAUGAAAUCGUUAUUUGUGAAGAACCUGUUUCUCUGGCCUCGUUUUCACGCCACUGUCAAUUCUAGUCUUGAAAAGCGGAAGGCAAUGGUUGUAGAGCUGCACAUACCCCUCACCCCCCUCAUGUCCGCAAUACAGACGGCAGUGUUGGAUAUUGUUCAUUUCUGCGUAAAGGAAAUUAAACGUCUUAAUCCAUCGCUGGAGACAGACACAAUAUCUGUAGAGAACGCUUUGUCUAAGACGUUCCACAAGCUGCUACAACUACAGCUGGACCCUGUGUGGCAUCAGUUGAGUGGGAACACCAAACAACUGCUGUCAGACUUAAAAAUACUGCGCUCCGUCAUCACGACAUUGACGCAGAGUGACAGUGUGAGACUACAGGCUUUGUUGUUGACCCUUCGCAGUUCUGAUUACGCCAAGCGCUGUUCUGGCUGGAUCAUGCUGGACUCUGCUGAAACACUGUUUGUAUCUGCCAAGAGGAGGCUGUACAACAGCAAGCAAGAAAUAUGUCCUGAGGUGAGUCCGAAGUGGGAAACUCUCUCCGAAGUGUUGAAGGAGAUACACAAAGAUUCUGAGGGCUCCAGCACUGUGUUGGUGUUGGUUGAGAGUGUGUCUACGUGCAAACAGCUCAAACAGUAUUUGACUAAAGGAGGACCCACGAUGCUGCAGGAUCUAUACAAUAGGUUACUCAGCAAGAAGACAUCUUCUAGUGAACCAUUUCAGGUGGAUAACUUGGAUGAUGACGAAGACGAGGGAAAUGUAUUUACUCUCUCCCAGAAAGCUGUGGACGACAAUAAUACAACUUACACUGAAUGCACUCAGUUGGACUCGGCCACGGAGCCAGUAGUGAUGAUUCAACAGACCAAAGUAGACGGAGAUCCAUUGUCUUUACCUACAACACUGCGGACCAUGAAGCCCAAGUAUAUAGUCAUGUACGAUGUGGAUGUGACAGCCAUCCGGCAAAUAGAGGUAUACCAAAGUGCAGAAAGUGAACACCAGAUCCAUGUGUAUUUUCUCAUCUAUGGAGGCUCUGCGGAGGAACAAGCUUAUCUGACCACACUACGGAGGGAAAAGGAGGCUUUUGAUUUUCUCAUCAAAGAAAAAUCUACCAUGGUAGUUGUGGCAGAUCAGGAAGGCAAGAGUGACAACUGUGCAGAGUUGAGUCGUGAGGUUGGCAAGAGUGCUGCGCCUCAGCUCAACACUCGUAAGGGUGGCAACACUGAGUCCAAGGCCAACCCCCGGGUCAUUGUAGACAUGAGGGAGUUCCGAAGUGAGCUACCAUCGUUGUUGCAUCGCAGAGGCAUAGGCAUAGACCCAGUCACAUUGCAGAUAGGAGACUAUAUCUUGUCGCCCGAGAUGUGUGUGGAGAGAAAGAGCAUCAGUGACUUGAUCGGGUCUCUUAACAGCGGCAGACUGUACCAGCAAGCUCUAGCAAUGUGUAGACACUACGUCAAGCCCAUUCUGCUCAUAGAGUUCGACCAGAACAAACCCUUCGCACUGCAGGGCCGCUACUACCUGAGCAGUGAUCUACAGAACAGUGACAUCACAGCCAAACUGCAGCUGUUGACGAUACAUUUCCCUCGGCUGAGGCUUGUCUGGUCUCCCAGCCCGUACGCAACAGCCCAGCUGUUUCACGAGCUCAAGGAAGGCAAGGAUGAGCCGGUCGCUUCAGUAGCCGCCGCUGUGGGGUUGGAAGGCACAACUCUUGAAGACGAUGUCCACAUAGAAAAAUACAACACUGCCAUUCAUGACUUUGUCAGUAAACUGCCAGGAGUGAACACCAAGAACCUCUCGAUGCUGAUGAACAGAGGCCAGUCAUUGGACCACCUCAUGACUCUCUCGCAGGAAGAGCUAAGUGAAAUGCUGUCCAACAGUCAGAACGCAGAACUUCUGUACAAAGCCCUUCACAAGUCUGUACAGGCUGUGACAGAACCAAAGUCCUAUCGUGGCCGAGGCAGAGGGCGAGGCUUUCGGAAAAGAAAAAACUAAACGAACCCUCGUGUUUUGUGUUUCCAGCUUUGAAAGAAAACUCCCACCUUAUCAGUGUUCUUCCAGAAGUGCUUUGAUAGUUUUAUACAUUUUUGAAAAGUAUUUUAUCAUAGUUUCAGCAUUUUUACUGAAAAAGUGGUUUAUUAAGAAUUAAUUAAAACGUUUUUGUAUGUGAUUAACUGAACUGUGACUUGUUUUGCCCCAUUUUGUGAUGAAAAAAGUUACUGGCUAAAUAUUUUUUUUAUACGCGUACUUUACUUUUUUAUGAAGCAGUCUUAUGCGUUUCAAAUGUUUAGUGAAUCGUCUUAAACUCUCGUGUAAGUAUCUUAAAUACUGAAAAUGCAUGAAUGUCUUGUGUUCAUAAAUUAUUUGUGUCUAGACGGUUUGAAUUUAAAGAAAAGUUGAACGCACAUAUUUAAUCGGUAUGUUUCAAGUAUUGAAUAGCCUUCAUAUCAACAUCACUUUGUUAUUAAACUACAAAAGUAUACCAAUUAACCAAUUACAGAAACAAUUUUUACAGGUUUAUACUUGUUCGUAAGUAAUCCUAAAAGUCUUUAAACAACUUGUAUUAUAGAUGUAUACUUGUGUAAUAUUAAUAUUCAAUAAAAUUUGUAAAAAUA
This is a messenger RNA of Macrosteles quadrilineatus (aster leafhopper), 3975 nucleotides long. RefSeq names its product DNA repair endonuclease XPF-like. The record is from RefSeq and is a predicted model, not a curated record. Lineage: Eukaryota; Metazoa; Arthropoda; Insecta; Hemiptera; Cicadellidae. Gene Ontology annotation, biological process: nucleotide-excision repair involved in interstrand cross-link repair; resolution of meiotic recombination intermediates; double-strand break repair via homologous recombination. Gene Ontology annotation, cellular component: nucleotide-excision repair factor 1 complex. The transcript has 21 exons. Bases 869 to 3355 code for a protein of 828 amino acids. Gene Ontology annotation, molecular function: single-stranded DNA endonuclease activity; single-stranded DNA binding; damaged DNA binding.